This is a messenger RNA of Cyprinodon variegatus (sheepshead minnow), 4861 nucleotides long. RefSeq names its product homeodomain-interacting protein kinase 3-like. Lineage: Eukaryota; Metazoa; Chordata; Actinopteri; Cyprinodontiformes; Cyprinodontidae. Gene Ontology annotation, cellular component: cytoplasm; PML body; nucleus. The record is from RefSeq and is a predicted model, not a curated record. The coding region runs from base 343 to 4326 and encodes 1327 amino acids. Gene Ontology annotation, biological process: peptidyl-serine phosphorylation; peptidyl-threonine phosphorylation. The transcript has 18 exons. Gene Ontology annotation, molecular function: protein tyrosine kinase activity; ATP binding; protein serine/threonine kinase activity.
GCUACCGAAGCAGCAGCAGCAACAAGCUAACCUCCAGCAGCUAACUCGGUCGGGGGGGGGACGAGGCGUGUUAACAUGCAAAAGUUUAGAAACCCCGAACUUCGCCUCGACUAGUCACCAUACUAACGUUUAACGAGACUCCAUAAGACCCUCUAAAACAUGGACCAUAGCUCGUUUUUGUAAAUAGUUGUUUUUUUGUAGUUCGAAGCUUUGAAUGUGUGAAAAGUCGCUCCGUGUCCUCCUCGUCGUUGAACAAGAUGGCAGCAGCAACAGUAGCCCCGUUGCAGAGUUUAACGGUGGUUCGGCUGUUUGUUGCUAGUCUGCUCUUCCACACUCUGAGGGAUGCGUUUCACUCUUCCUACUGAAGGUAUGGCCUCGCAAAUAUUGGCCUACCCAUCACACCUGCACUCAGCUCAAACAAGUGCCUUAGGAAAGAGCAACAGUGAUACCAGCAGACACGCAAGCGAAGCCCCCCGCAGUCAUAACACCAGCAGAGCCUUCGAGCAACGACCCCCGCCCAAGCCAUAUGUGAUUGGAGUCAACUACGGAAUUGCAUUGCCCAAUAACGUUAUCCCAUCUUCAGCUGGUUCUGACCCAGGAAGGCCAAACUUGGGGCCACCAGUUGUUAAAACGGAGAGACCGGCUGAGUCCCAGGAUCACCAGAUUUCUAAGAGGGAAGCUGGAGGCUUGGAGUGUGGGUUACUGACUAAAGCCUGUUUAGGAGCAGAGGGGGAGGAGGGCGAAUACAGAAGAGCUCAAGUAAGAGGAGGUUACAACAGCCUUCUUGAUUCCGGUGCCUCCCAGAUAUGUGAACAGAAGGCAGGUGAAGGUGGGCAACGACAGCGGGAGAGCAACACCAUCAGAACCAUGCAGAUAGUGGAGGACGUACCUGCUAUGCCAUCACUUCCUCUACCAGUGGCCAUGUUGCAGACCAACACUGGGAACAAUGCAGACCCUGCUCGAGUCGGGGGUGGAGGAAAUCUCACCACUCAGCACAGCAGAGCCGAGGCGGCGACGGGCGUCGGCGUGGCAGCCGACGGGCCUGAGCCCUCCGGCAAUGAGGUCACGGCAGGCGCCACUGUAAACAGGAAUGGAUCAGGAGACGGCGACUAUCAGCUGGUGCAGCACGAAGUCCUUUACUCGCUGAAGAACAGCUACGAGGUUUUAGAGUUUCUGGGUCGAGGGACAUUUGGUCAGGUGGUGAAAUGCUGGAAGAGGGCGACAAAUGAAGUGGUGGCCAUCAAAAUCCUGAAGAACCACCCAUCCUAUGCACGCCAGGGACAGAUUGAGGUGGAGAUCUUGGCUCGGCUGAGUAGUGAAAAUGCGGAGGAACACAAUGUGGUCCGGGCUCUGGAGUGUUUUCAGCACCGCAGCCACACCUGCUUGGUGUUUGAAAUGUUGGAGCAAAACCUCUACGACUUCCUGAAACAGAACAAGUUCAGCCCACUGCCACUGAAAAUCAUCAGACCUAUUCUGCAGCAGGUGGCUACAGCUCUCAGGAAGUUGAAGGAUCUGGGAUUGAUCCAUGCCGACUUGAAACCAGAAAACAUCAUGCUGGUGGAUCCAUCCAGGCAGCCAUACAGAGUUAAAGUCAUUGAUUUUGGUUCUGCAAGCCACGUGUCCAAGGCUGUGUGCUCCACUUAUCUCCAGUCCAGAUACUACAGGGCUCCAGAGAUCAUUUUGGGUCUGCCGUUUUGUGAGGCCAUUGACAUGUGGUCGCUUGGCUGCGUGAUCGCCGAACUCUUCUUGGGCUGGCCCCUUUACCCUGGAGCACUGGAAUAUGACCAGAUCCGGUACAUCUCCCAGACGCAGGGCCUGCCUGCAAUGCAGCUGCUCAACAAGGGGACGAAGACCACACGUUUCUUCACCAAAGAGUCAGACUCUCCCUACGCCUCCUGGAGACUAAAAACGACAGAGGAGCACGAGAAAGAGACGGGACUUAAAUCCAAAGAGGCCAGAAAGUACAUAUUCAGCUGUCUGGAUGACAUAGCACACGUGAACCUGGUGUUGAGUCCUGAUACUAGCGACAUGCAGGCAGAGAAGGCAGACCGGCGCGAGUUUGUCUCUCUCCUGAAGACCAUGCUGCUGAUCGAUGCCGAGGACAGGACCGUCCCCUCCAGUGUCCUUAAUCACCCCUUCCUCACCAUGACUCAUCUGUUGGACUACCCUCACAGCAACCAUGUUCAAUCAUCGUUCCGCAUCAUGGACAUGUGUCACACCCGGCCCAGCAGCGCCGUCUUUGAUGCAUUGAACCAGAACACCAUUCAUCUGCCCAGAGCCCCCUUAGCUCCAGCUGGGUCCUCUGGCCUUCCAAUGAGCUACGGCAACAUGCAGGUCCAUACCCAGUCGAUAUCCCAGUCUGCCACAUCCUUGUUGCAUCCUGGGAUAGCGCUAACAGGAAGCGGGCAGUUCGGGUGCAAUGACUCCUUCCCGCCUGCCCUCCUCCUCUGUCCUCCCACAAUGCAAGGUAACCUUAAUCAGCCGGCAACCUAUCCUGUCCCCAUGGUAACUCAGGCCCCUCCCAUACAACCUCUACCUGUGAGGCCUGGAGUAAUAGCUCAGCAGGCCUGGUCUGGCCGAGGCCAGCAGCUGCUGGUGCCAGCAGCGUGGCAGCAGAUGACUCCUGUGGGGCCCCCACCCUCUCACCCACCUCAACCGCCCCCUCCUGCCCUUACCGGUGACACCACGGCUGGACCACAAAGGAUAGGUGACUGGGGAAAAGCGCGCCCACACAACAGCCACUACAGCGCAGUGAUGCAGCAGCCUCUCCUGACCAAUCAGAUGCCAGCCCUUUCUGCACAUCAGCCAAUCAACAUCGGCAUAGCUCAUGUUGUGUGGCCGCAACCAGCCAAUAAACGGAACAGACAAGGGCACAACCGGAACCUGUCCCACCCUAGCAACGUUCAGGUAUCAGCAUGUCGGUCUCCCAAAAUGGCCGACGUCGUCGGGCAUGCAGUGGCAGGAAGAGGGCAGCCGCAGAGGGAGGCGCCCCUGGUGGAAUCCCGACGACCAGAUAUCCAAAAAACAAAUGUGGAAAAAGAUGGCCCAGAGCUGAAAGAAAACUGCUUUAAAGAGACAACGGCAAGUGGAAACAGACAGUUAGACGCGUCCAGGCAGCCGCAACGCGACGUGGCGGUCCUGAUGGCCGACACGCCGAGUCCGGCUCCCAGCGUGAUCAGCAUCCGUAGCGAUCUGAGUGAAGAAGAGGACCAGGUGGGAAACGAAGGCGGUCAGGGAUGCCAUCUGAAUCAAUGUAAAGGAAAAUGUGGAUGUGAGGCUUGCAGAAACACCAGUGUGUCGAUGGAGAGGGUGUGUUCCCUCAGCAGCCCUGACAGCAGCCUCAGCACCAGUUCCUUCGCCUCCAACUCUCUGCAGUCCAGCCCUUCCGUCUCACCGUGCAAAAGGCCAAACAGCAUGUCUGAGGAUGACGGCCAUGAAAGCGGCUGUGACACGGUGGAAGGCUCGCCCUCAUCGGACACGUCAACAUCCCAGCACAGCAACAGCGCCUACCGUUACCUUGACAACAACCGCUCUCCUUUAGCUGCCGUGUUGGCUCCGCUAACCCCCCCCUGUGAGCAGGACCGGAGCCCCAGAGGCAUCAGGACCAUGAUAGUUCCACCGAUGAGGGUGCAGACCAACAGCAGAACCCACAAGCUGCAGGAGCGAGUCCAGAGAACAGUCUCAGAAUCCUGGUCCCGAUCCAAAGGGCGCUGCAGCCUGCUAGGACAGCAGAGUACUGCCUCCUCCGUCCCCCUCCUGCCAUCCGCCCCCAUCCUGACGCGGCAGCAGAACCACCUGGUCUUUGGUCAGCCAUUCGCCUCCAACCUCGGCAGCAAAGAGUGGAACGGAAACUACGCGCCGCUGCGGCCGCACGCCUACAUCCCCCCCACUGUCCACACACACACCUUCACACACCUGCACCACAGCAGCCCCACGCACACCUCCACCGCCCCCCACACCCUGCUCUCCUACCCCUCCAGCGGGCCCCUCGCCGCCGCCCAUCACCCCAUCCUGCCCUCUCGCCCUCCCCCUCUCCUCCAGCAUGGCUUUGGGCUCUCUCACCCCCAAGGCGGAGCGCUGCUCCACCAGGUCACCCUGGGCAUCAGCGCACACCCCCACCACCCCGCCGCCACGCACCGGCUCCUUCCCUCCCCGACUGUAAACCCCCACCAUCAACCCAGCUACACCCACCACCCCCACCAGUUCAAGCCGCCCUUUCCUGCCCCGCCCCCACCUCACCCAUACUUGGCCUCCCCCGCCGCCUUCACAGGCUUCCACCUGAGCCCCACCAAGCUCAGCCACCACCCCCAGUUCUCCUACAUCUGAGGAGCGGCACGGAGGAGCGGCGCCUCCUGCUGACCAGGAGGCUGAAGGAGAAAUGGGGCGGGGCUGCAACCUGGGCAGGGAGACCCCCCCCCAGCAGAGCACAACACGAACACUUCUGUUGAGGAAGAGGAGUGUUUUUAUUACCUGGAUGAAUUAAAGAAGUGAUUUAAAGAACGUUUUCUGUAAUUGACGGGUUUGUCUCUUCAAGCAGAGACUUCCUGUUGGGAGACUUUCCUCUAAACGCGUCUGUUCGUUACCUCCUGUCAACGAUCCGAUCUUAAUAAAGGCUGGAAAUGAUUUUUUUUUCCCUUGUUGGUUGGUUGGGGUCGUUCAGCCUCCGUUCCCUUUAUCUGUGUUGCCUUGCAGCUCGGAUCUGCUGGUUCGGCAGCGCAAACCCGGAUCCAAGUCUCCUGUUAGUGUGACCAGUUCCUACUAGUGCCUUAACCUUCUUCUCCAGUCUUUGUCACUUCAGGACGGUUUAGAUUGUAGGUUUGAAUUGAAAUGGGCUUGCAGCACUUAACCUCCAGGCUCUGAA